GAUCAGUCUAGUAUUAUAAUACCAAUAAUGGCGUCUAAGUGGUGAGGCCCCGAGCGUACUGUAAAGAAAACGAGAGAAAGGAAAAGAGAAUAUUUCACAGUACCCCUGGAACUAUCCAGCAGAUAUUUUACUGGUAGGAGUCAUGGCUCGUAAAGGACAGGAUUUAGAGUAUCAGCUUAGAGAGAUAAGAAAGCAGCUCUCGGAGCAGAACAACUGCCUCGAGUUGAGGACAGAGGGAAAGCUCUCCUUACUCGCCGACCUGAAGGAUUUCUAUAAAAAGAGAGGAGAGGUCGAGUUUGAGUACGCGAAAAACUUGGAAAGACUUUGCGAGAGAUUUGAAAGAAAUACUAAACAAAGAAAUCUCAAACAUGAAGUUCGCUCCACUUUCAAUCUCUGGUCGACUCUUCUUGCCGAGACAAGAAGGAUGGCUAGAGACAAAGCAAGUUUUGCUGAAGUUCUAUCACUUGAGAUGGGAGCACGGAUUGACAUAAUGUCCCGAGAUGUGGUGUCUAUUGCUAAAAAGCUGCUGUUUGUAUCAAUUUAA
This is a messenger RNA of Amphimedon queenslandica, 544 nucleotides long. Its product is annotated as SLIT-ROBO Rho GTPase-activating protein 3-like. The transcript has 4 exons. Bases 143 to 544 code for a protein of 133 amino acids. NCBI's taxonomy places the organism in Eukaryota, Metazoa, Porifera, Demospongiae, Haplosclerida, Niphatidae. The record is from RefSeq and is a predicted model, not a curated record.